Molecule: messenger RNA, 1922 nt
Organism: Physcomitrium patens
Lineage: Eukaryota; Viridiplantae; Streptophyta; Bryopsida; Funariales; Funariaceae
Source: RefSeq, a predicted model, not a curated record
UACAGAUGAUAGCCUCCACAUCACCAUGUCAUGUCCAAAUAUCCGUCGGAUAUUUAAUUGGUAUGGAAAAUAUGGUUGGAUAGCUCUGUUAUUUAAAAUGUUAAAAAAUGAAAAUAGAUGAUUGGGUCAGUCUGCAAGCCUGCCUUUUUGUUCAGAAGGGCCUGUCGAGUAAUGCUUGAAGGAUCGCUCGUCUGCAUAACGUGUGCCUGCUUGGCUUGUCAAUGUUUUCUUGUACAACUCGGUAGAUGUAUGCAGUGCUGUGCACAUUGGCUGUGAUCUAAUUACGACUUAGCUUUGGCAUUCAGCAAUCCCAUACUGGACAUCCAAGCACACGAAAACUGGCCUGUUGCAAAGAAAAUUGUAAGAACAUCCAAACUAUGUGAGCAAGGACAAGGAAAAAAUUCUAGGGUUUUAAGAUUUUAGGCCGAGGGUCGGGUGGAGUCCACUUUAGUCUACACCCACCUUAUUUCUUCGAGUUCUUCUUGUACAACAUUUGAAGUUUGAAAUGAUCAACGUAUGAGUGAGGAACUUAUGGAGGACUACGUGGCUCCUUUCGUAAAUUUGUUGGAGGGCGACAUUGAUGAGGUGCGGGGACCCGGUUGGUCACAGGAAUUAAACGACUAUGGACGUAUAUACGAUUACGGCAAUGCGCUGGCUGAUUUCUCAGUGUGGGAGAGCGCGUUUGAAGCCAAGCCGAUAAAUCCGACCAGCCUGCAAUCUCCGCAUUCUUCUUCCUUCCAGACACAGGUUACCGUUACUACAGGUGAGAACGGCGCCCUAGCUUUUCCAGAACUCUUGGCAGAUAGUUCUGCAGAAGCAUCUUCUGGUAAGCCUGCAAUAAGUGACGAUGCAGCGAAUUCGAAACCUUUGGGUGGUUUCCAGUUCUCGGAAUCAGGGGACAUUGGCCCCCGUGAUGCCGAGUUGCGAUCGGAGAUGCUUGAGCUCUUGAACAUCUUUCAAAUCGUCUACGAAAGCAAGAUGGAUGUUGAUAAACGAAGUUUGCUCAAGAAAUGUGUGUCCAUGUGUGAACGAAUCAUGGACCGGUUCUAUCGACUUCCUCAGGUGGUGACCAUGCACGAGCAAGCCAAAUCGCUGUUGCAAAUGCUUGAGAGAGGAGAGGUAGACAGACCUGGUAUGAGCUCGAAGACUUCCUCCAACUUUGCAACUGAGGACGGCGCUUCGUCAGAACGGUCCUCUCUUGAUAAUCUCAAAGCAAAUGUAAAGGAGGCCCUAGAUACCGUUGACCGUGAAGCAGAAGAAAUUGAAUCUCAUUCGAAGGAUCCUGAUGAAGGUAAAGAGGUUGACGGUGUACACAUUCGUGAGGGUAUAUGGUAUUGCAAAACACACACUGAUCAAGAGGAGUGCAAGCAGUGUGGCGUUGAUUACCGCCUACUCAACCAGGUCCAUCGUGAACGCAUAGAAGAGGAGAAGGUCGACGUUACCCUUCGAAGCGAGCAACAACGUCUCGAGGUGCUUGAAAAUGAAAAAACAACGCUCUCACGUCCCGACCCUGGAACCCAAGAAGUAACCACUGAAGACAAUGAAGAUGCUGAAGAUUUUCAGACAAUAUCGAAAGAUUUGAACGAGGAGCUGGCACGUGCGAGAGAGAAGGAGGAAGCCGAAUUCUUAAAACUUUUCUCUACAUUCCAGAUUUCCUAAUUUCAUAACAUGCUGGUAUUGUACAUCUUCAAAAGCAAACUCUAAACCUCCACCUUGUGGGAAUUCUAUCUUAGCUGCUCGAAAAGCAUCCUGUUCUGGUGCAAAUUCCUCAACUCUAACACAGAUCUUAAGAAACGUUGGGCAAAUCCCUUCAUCAGUAGCUCCAAGUAGUCCUAAGUGAGAAAUCUUUUGUAACUUCUAGAUUGUGCCUAAAAAUUCUUUAUUGUAAUACUGUUCUGAGUUCCUUUUCUUACUUCCACAAA